CACUGAGUGUGGCCUGUCUCUGGAGUGGGCUGUGUCAGGAAGGAGGUGAUAGCGUGCUUGUGGGGGUUAAUUGGAAUACAUCAACUAACACCACUGAGGAAGGGAGUAAGGUGAAUUGUUGUGGAGUGACUUGGGGAUAUCAGACAUCACAGAGUAGACCAGAAGAGAGGAUGGAGGGACGACGAGAGAGCAAGGGGGACGUGGAUUACCUGGACCCCAGCGCUGUUGGGACAUACAGGAAACACAGUAGUGGGGACCUCCACAGUCGAUUAAAAACCCGCAAACUCCUCGGUGUUGGCGAAACAGAUGAUGGCGAUGUUCACAGGUCAAAGUUAAGUCAGAUCCUGGGUCACAGUGACCAGCUGUAUAUCCGCCUGCCCCAAGGUCUGCGAGUAUGGCAGUGUCUACUGGCUGCCAUGUUCACCAUCAUCGCCCUCUGGGCCUUGGUGUUUCCUGCUCAUCUGUUUGACAUCUCCUUCGAGACAGAGGAGGGCAAAUACCUGACACUUCCAGUCCGCCUCUACGGCGCUGCAUUGCUCAGUCUGUCCUGCUUGCACUGGAACACCCUCCAGUCUCAGGACCGAGAUGUCAUCAGAGGCUCUCUGCUGUCCAGUGUUAUCUACUUCUCUCUACAAACCCUCGUUACAGGCCUUCAUCUGCUGUGGACGGGGAGUCUGUCUCGCAAUGCAUCUAUCCUACUGGGCUGCCGGGCCAUGUUUGCACUCAUCACCUACCUGUUCUAUCACCUGGUGGGCUGUAAGAAUGUCUCCAUCCGACGCACCAACUCUACCAGCAAGGAGCUGCACAACCAGAAAGAGCACUAAACAAGGGCAUGUAACUCUAUGUACCGACGCACUGUCACAAAUCUUCUUGGGGAAAGUUCUCGGUGUACUUCCUUGUCUUGAUAUCAUCUUGUGUAGUCACUAGGAUAGUUCCCUUGUUUUGCUGGUAUGGGUAGUCACCAGGAAACUGUUUUCUCAAUGAUAAGAUCUCCCUGGCUUCCUUCCUCAAAGCAAUCUUGGCAUCAUGUGUAUUAUUGGUUUCAUUACAGGAGUUAUUAUAGGUGUUACAACUUGGCUAUGAUAGAUUUGUGGAAGGGAGCCAGAUCAAUGACGAGGUGGGAUCAUUUUGUGACAAGGUCAGGUCAUUAGAGGACAAGGUCGUGUUGCCAGUAAGCAAAGGCUAAGUCAUUUUGAGACACGAUCAGGGUUAAUAGUGAUGAGGCCAAGGUCACAACAAUGUUAGGUUACAGAGGGUCAAGGUCAAAUGACAAGGGUCCAUAAAAUGUCAAGGUCACAUGAUGAUGAUGUCAGGAUGGAAACUAAAUUGAGGGAGAUGACACUAUAAUAUGGGCAUUAAGGUUAACUGUUUAAACCCAUUGCCAGAAAUUUGUAUUGUUUGCCUCAGAAACAUAGCAUCCCAUUGAUUGUAUAUUAUUUAUUCAAUCAGUCUUUGCUAUAGGAAUAAAUAUGACAGGUGCAAGACUAGAACUUCAAGAUGUCUGUUUGUUGUUAUUACAAAAAGUGAUAUAAUUAGCCUUCCAUUUUGUGAACAUAUGUAGCUUUAUACAAAUUGGCUUUCUCAAAUGAGCUUCCUCUCAAACUAGCUAAAGAGAAUGAGUUCUUCUCAUCAACACAAUCCUAUUACCAGCAAACUUUGUACCACUCUAUAAUUCUUCAUCAAGUUUUUUUCAGUGUUGUGUGCAUUUUUUUCCAUUAUAUAAUAUGACAAAAAAUAAAUACUUUUCAAUAGAUAAAAUAUCCUUUGCAAUUCUAACCUUGCACUUGUUUUGAAAGACAAAACAGCUAGUGUUUGUGUUAAGUCUAUCAUUUACUGGUAACCGUUCUUAUAUUUGAGCAAGAACAUUCUAGAUCUGAGGUACAGUACCUGUUUAGAAUGUCCGCAGUAUGUUCAUUAUUUGGUUUGAAUUACACAGUAGAGGCGUGAAACCUGCUUAGCUGAGGUAUGCUUACAUUCAUGUGUUGCUGUUUAUCGUCACAGUUAAUGCUUCAUCUUGUCACAGGUAACACUUUGUGUCGUCACAGGUAACACGUCAUGUCAUCACAGUGCUUCAUCUUGCAGCAUACUUGUCCCACUGCCUGACAUUUUGAAAACAUUCUCAUAAAUGCUUCUGCAUUGGCGACUGAUUGUUUCCUCAGUAACAUCAAUGAUUGAACAGUCCUCCAGGAACAUCUGUGACUGAAAUCUCCUAGAGUAACAUCACGCUCCUUGAGGAAUGUCUGUGACUGAACUCGUCUUGAAGAAUUUCUUUGAUAGAACUCUUCUUGUGGAACAUCAGUGGUUGAACAAAUCUUCAUUAAUGUCUUUGAUUGAAUGUUCCUUGAGUUACAGAACUCUUAUCAAGGAACAUCACGUUCCUUGUGGAAUGUCUGUGACUGAACUCCCUCGAGGCACAUCACUGACUGAACAUUCUUCGAAGAACAUGUUUGACUUGACACACUGCAAGUAACAUCAGUGAUUGAACACUUCUUGUGGAACAUCAGUGAUUGAACACUUCUUGUGGAACAUCAGUGAUUGAACACUUCUUGUGGAACAUCAGUGAUUGAACACUUCUUGUGGAACAUCAGUGAUUGACCGCUCUUCACUAUGUGUGGCUGAUUUACAUGUCGCCAUGUCCAUAAGACUCAUAGCCACUCCAGUAUAUCUUGUGACAACUACUCUUGCAUGUCUAAUGACCAAUGGUAUUGCAUGUCUAAUGACCAAUGGUAUUGCAUGUCUAAUGACCAAUGGUAUUGCAUGUCAAGGCUGGAUUUUCCGGCCAUCACCAUGGACUUGUAUACCAGCUGUCUGAGUGACAAACCUGGAUCUGUGUUCAGCACAGAAGCCAGACACUGGACAUUACUAGAAAGACACUGGACAUUACUAGGAAGACACUGCUGCUGGUCAGCUUCCCAGGAAGUUUGAACCUCCUGAUUGACCCCAUUGAAGUGAACCUGUAGAAGAGGGAGGGUUAGGUUCCGACCUACCCUGUCCACGCAUGUCAUGAUAGACUCUACCAGUUAUGUGGGAAUGUUCUCUGCCUUACACGUGGCAAGAUCUACUGGCAUGGAACAAGAACAUGUGGACUUCCUGAGUUGAUUCACCAGUAGCUGAUGGGCUCUGACUGACACAUGGCAAGAUCUACUGCUAUGGAAUGAGAACCUGUGGACUUCCUGAGUUAUUCAGUAGUAGCAGACAAUUUAAGCAAGCUGCCCAUCAUAUGAUUAGCAGCAAGUCCAUGACAUCCAACAAAUUCAGUCUACAUCUUGAAGUGCAAGGUUAACUAAACCUGAGAUCAUAUGGAUGAACCACAGUUAGUGAUAGUGUCUGAUGGAUUGAUGACAAAAACAUGUACAAGUUGUCUCUGCAUGAAAUUGUUCUUGCUAAGACAGUGACGUAAUGGUCAUGGCUCUGGGCAUGAUUAUUACAAACAUAUAAGCUCUUUCUUCCAUCAGAGACUAUUUCUUAUCUGAUUACGUCUUCUGUAUGCCCCCCUCACAAGCUAAUCAUAAUAGUGUUACGUCACUGGCAUUGUGCUCAGUCCAUGCAAGGAGUACACUGAAUACUCAACUGACAACAAUGGAGACUGGACGCUCCCAAUGCUGGCCUAUAAAUCACAAUAAAUCUGAACGUUGGCGCUAGGUUUUGUUCAUUGAGUGUGCCAUGCUUCUUCAGAUAUCACCAAUAUAAUGCAUUCCAUACACAUGGUGUCACAAAAUCACUGGUAUUUUAAUUGCUAAUGGUAUUGUUAGUGGUCCAAGUUUGUAUCAUUAUAACACAUCAGACGGUGUAGUAUUUCUGUUCCCAAGUAGAAAACAAGACCUUUUCGUAGACUGACAAUCUCAACCACUGUACAUUGUGAAAACUUUUUGUAUCCCAGCUGUCAUCACUGUCAGCAAUGACACAAUGUCCUUUCCCAAGAACACUGCAGAAUCUCAGCAAACUGAAUCCCAUACUGUAUAGGUUGUGACAGUGCAGUGUCUGUGUUGAAGGUGGUAGUUGAUGGCCAGCACUUCCUGGGUCUGUGCACACCGUGUUCCUCCACACAAAUAAGGAUGCUUUGUUGUGAAGUAAGAAACUCACUGUGUUCUAGUCAGGAAAUAAAACAGGUCCAUGUAUGAGAAGUCAAAUGAGACACAUGCAUGAAUGUUGUGCAAACUUUUUGCCUGAAAUUGAAGCACUGUGUAGCAAUGUAGAUGUAAUCUGAAUGCUCAUUGGUCUGAGCCUUGGUAGGAACCAUGUCAAAAUUCAUUCGUUAAAAAUGUACAAGUGUACCACACAGGUGCCUUGUGUUCAUGCUUGCUGCAGGAACAUGGUGUAUACAAACCAAGGAGGUAUUGAAGGAGGUCUCAAUCCAGUGUGCCACCUUGCGCUUCACUAUAUAGAUCCGCUUCUCAUAUCUCCAUAAACUGGUUGUCAGUGAUUCCUGUAUUUCCAUAAGUUUAUAUGUGCCUGCAGAUACACCCUUGUAAUACCACCAUGACUUGUCAUCUACCUCAUUAUGUCUCUGUACCAUGCCCACACUAGUUAUCUCCCCUCAAAUACCAGGUUGUAGCAGCUGGCUUGUCAAUACAUGCUUUAUACGGAAUUAAUACUUUUUGGAAAAUGAUGUCUUCAAAUUU
Molecule: messenger RNA, 4622 nt
Organism: Haliotis rubra (blacklip abalone)
Lineage: Eukaryota; Metazoa; Mollusca; Gastropoda; Lepetellida; Haliotidae
Product: tumor protein p53-inducible protein 11-like
Exons: 7
Coding region: 171-824 (217 amino acids)
Source: RefSeq, a predicted model, not a curated record